GGUCCCGUAUUCCCGCAAUUCAUGACUCUCUGGAUGUGUUCCGCUCGUUUCGAAAAUAUGCAAACAUCGAUGAUUGCCAGAGACGCGCAGCAGAAACAACGAAAACCACAAUUGGCAACACUGUCGACGCUGUGUGGUUUUCGAAGCGUGAACAGACCGAAAAGCCCAUAAUCCUUUUUCUAUACUUUAUUCUGCCGGUGAACGUAAGAUAAAAUCGCGGCGCAGAGCGAGGCCCACCCCCUGUUCAAAAAUGCUGUUGCUACAUCCCUCUCAAAGUAGGAGUCUUUUGGCAGCCACUUUUCUUAUAGGUACUGUUACUUCUAGCACUGAGGGAUUUAAACCUGAGUUCGGCUUUCUCUCAAGCUGUCAGGCCGGUCAAUAGCAUAGCUCCUUUGGGAAGUUGCUAAGAUCCAAUGGGCGCCAUCUAAGAGGAAAGUGUCUGGUAGCUACGUCAAGUUACAUCUAGCUUCAGCCUACGGCCGGUUGUUAGUUGAGCACACUCGAAAGUCGCUAACUCGACUUGUGAACGCAGUGAAAAGUCGUGAACAGAUACGUCUGUGGAGAUCGAUGAGUUAAAGUGAGCGUAGUUUGAGGUUUAAGUCAAGGCUAUUCCAGUGAGUAAACGGAAGACAUGGAAGUAUAGUGGCAUAGUAUAUGCAGGAUUCCAAUUAGGCCACGCUACUCUUAGUGGGCAUAGAGUACAGUGCAAGUAAGUGUCGGUCGGUUUUUCGGCUCUCUCAGUGCACGGACCUCGUCAGUGGCUUAAUCCCGUGCCACAAAUGUAACUAUACCACGCGAGCAUAGAAUGAGUCAGAGGAGAAAAACACUGCACAAGGUUUUUUGACGCUUCAACAACGGAAACAGAUCAGCCGCCGAGCUUUAUAUACUUUAUCACCAUUGAGUUGUGCUGUCAAUCCUGAACCCCUCACUAACCUCUUCCCCCGGCUUGCUGUUACCGACAGUUACGCUUUGCAUAGUGAAGCACCAUGCAGAGUGCUUCGCUAGCUUCGCUCCCCUCUUUCCAUGUCACUACUUCACGGAGCCCAUCAGAUGCCGUUGUGCGAGGCCCUUCUCAUGAACACUUUACCAUGCAACCCUAGUAGCAAGCAAAAUUAUGACGCCCACUAUGAACCUAAUGUCAGAUGGAUAAAGAGAAGCUACGCAAAAGCGCUGGUGGAAAACACACGGAUCUCCAACAGCUCGUUUCUGGCCGGCAGCGGGUUUAGGAUAAAGUUGCACGGGUUGGGGGGGCGGGUGAAAGGGGGUGCAAGGGCAGGGUGAAGAGACGGGACAGUCUCGUGCGGGCCCCUGGGAAUCCUGGCGCAUGCGUCCUGUAGUACAUCCCUCUCGCUCCAUUGGUCGGUCUUUGGGCUAACCGAACUGGUCCGAUCCGAUCCUACACAUUGGUACCGUUCUAAAGCAGCCUCUACGUGCACGCAUCAAAACCACAACAUAAAAGCCACACACACAAGGUAUACAGAUAUCACGGAGGCAAGCUGCUGCAUAGUGAGGGACCAUGACCGAGCUGCAGUGUCCCCUAGCGAACUACUGAGCUCGUUAAGGUACUUAGGUUAUAGUCAGUGCAGUUCGACACCCUGCCGACUUAGAGCAUACUACUUAUUCGACUGGCACCACCAGCACUCCAAUCGUCAACCACUUUCCCGCCUCGUCAAACGCUAUUUUAUUUCUCUGGCAGCCCAUGAGACACUUGCUGCCUUACUCGGUAAAAGGCCCCACACGUCUGUACACUGCCUUCCGACAAAUCCACUGCGCCCUGUGAGCCGCAAUUUUACACGAUAUGACAAAAUCUGCUCGAUUUGAAUUCAUCCUUUUUUAGCUCUGUUCAGAACAAUGGCUCCCCACUGAUGUACACGCCAUACGGCGCGAUUUCUGCUGCUGCUAUUACGAUCCUACUUAAAAAUCUGGCAGCUGGCUCGCUGGCUAGUCAUACGAUGCCAAUAGAACCCUCUCUUUCUUACUCUUCAUGCAAUUCGCAAUAUGAGCCAAAGCAAAGCCUGCUGUAUCAAUCAUUACUGUCUAUAUUAGUGAGAAACGUCUGUAAAGAAGCGCGCGCAUCGAGCCACCAGUAGAUAUCGAAAUGUCGGUUUGAUAUCCAUCAGUACGUCCCUUCAAUGAAAGAUGAGAGCGCUCAGCUUUAUAGCUGCACCGAUAUGUGCUGCCGAUGCUGGUUACUCAGCCGGGACUAGGCUGUGGCGCCUGCUGGCCGUUGCGUCUGCCUGACUGUUCGCCUGCCUGCCUGCCCGCCAUAACAUUCAAACCCGUGGCGUCCUGAUGCUGUUCCGAGCAUUACGGUUAACUGACGGAGCGAUCUCAGCCCUAGCUACAAAAUGUCGCAGAAAAAAGUGAUCAGCUGAUGGCAUUUAGCUACUGUCGUUAACAACUGAUGUAGUUUAUGAUAUGAAUUAGUGAGCGUUGUGCUACGAGGACGGUAGUUUGUCUAACGAGGUAUCAGGUUGGUUGCUCCUAAUUCGCCUCGGAGUACCCUAAGCAUCCUUACAAAGUGACUGAAACUACCGCAUCAUUGGCUCAGAUCGUGGUUAAACGAAUUGUCCUGCUGCGGCAAAGGAGGCAUUACAACUGAAGGCAAUAUACAACCAGCGCUGGUUUACACGAGCUGGUAGCCAGGCACCAGUCGAAGCACUGUGUGCCGAACUAGGGUGGCUCUUGGCAUUCGUGGCAACUAGUGGCCUGGCUAUAUUAGUUAACUGUUUCGAUUGUACGGUUUUCUGCGGACUUCUCUUAUUUUUCGUCGACACAAAUCGCCAACCGGCCUAUGUAUACGUGUGCGUGUGUCACAAAAGCGGAUGAUCGUUUGCCAGCUUCUAAUCCAUGUUCGUAUUGAGUUUGGCGCAUGCGUUGCGAGUUCUUCCUGUUAGCACAACGUGUGAUAUUAGUCAUUUUGCAGGAUCUACAUAAUCGGUGCUGGGGUUACUCCCUAAAUUUAUAUUGCUCGAUUUGUUUCCCAACUGCAAUUUGAUUUCAUAGCGGUACGUUUCGUCGUCGUUAAGUCGGCCGCUGUCGUUGGGUUGUCACUGUGUGAGCGAUCCCCGGGAGGCGUCUUUGUGUUUCUGUGGGUGCGCGCGGGUGUGUGUGUGUGUUAUGUGGGGAUCACGCUGUAAGUAGUCGACAGUAACUGCACAACUGUGGGUGGUUGGCUUUCCGGUGGAAGCUGACUGGAUUGUGAGGUGCUUGUAGCGGUUAUCGUGGUGUCGUAGUCCCCGCCUUGGGGUAGCCUUCGUCAUCUUUUCUGUUUGCAACGGCAUUCUCAGUUUACGAUGGAAGUUGACGAUACGACAACGACGACGGGCAGCGAGGAACAACAGCAGCCACAGCAAAUGGACCCCGACUGGGGUGGACUUCUUCAAGAGUUUUCUCGAAUGGGAACGACGGAUCGAGAUGUCCUCAUUCAGCGGAUGCAGCAGCUGGCUGAGGGGCUGUCACAAACAGAAAGUGCCUUCUUCCUUGAUAUGAAUAACUGGAACCUUGAAGCUGCCGUCUGGUCGUACUUUGAGUUUAGCCAGAAUUUCAGCGGGAAAAAUCCCAGCGGAGGCAACGCCAUAGCGGCAACCAGUACGAACUCCAGCAACGCAAACACUGAGUACAGUAGCAGCUGUAGUAGUAGCAGUAAUAACGUGGUAAAAACCGACUCAUGUACUGGCUGGGAGCAAAUAAGCAACAGGAACAGUUCUUCUAGUAGCAGCGGAACCGGUUCAGCGCAGGCAUAUUUUGACUCAUUCACUGGCCCUGUAAACCGGGCCAAUAGUGAGGAGGCAUUGGCGGCUGCCGUUAGCCAAUGGGCCAUACAACCAGCUCGGGCCAUGUCUCUUGUCGAGGAUCGCACGAUCGGCAAUGGUGAAGCUGUCACCCCCGACACGGCGUUCGUCAAGACACUACGCGUUCGGAACAGUGGGCCUCAAGCGUGGCCGCGAGGCUCCGUGUUCAAGUAUGUGUCGGGUGAUUUUCUUAAAGGCGAUGAUGCCGUACGGUUAGAUCAGUCGGUCGCCCCCAACGAAGAAAUUGAUCUCUCAAUACGAUUGCUCUCACCGGCCGAGCCGGGCCGAUAUCAAAGUCAGUGGCGAUUAUACGACGACGACGGUCCAUUUGGAGAUACGAUUUGGAUUGCGUUUCAAGUGCAAGAAGGUGGCGUGCUAGCUGUUACCCAGCAAAUGGACGCCUGCCAUGCUUGAUGAAAAUGGAACCUGAUGGUGGUGCUGAUAUGAAGACAGUAGGGAAAAAAAUUAAUGGUGUGCUAGCAACAGCCAGGGCGAAUACAACGUCUAGAACAAUGAUGAAACAACAUCAUUUAUGGUAGCGAAGCAUCCAAAGCUAAUAGUAGCUGCUGUAAAUCGAAGAAAAAUUAAUAAAACAAUACCAACUAAAUCAUAAUGCAAGCAACCUUCAGCGACAUAGUAAUAACACAAACGUCAGCUUACAAUAUUCAUGAUUUUCCACACCUCGUUACCCUUCGCCGCCGUGCGGCAACCCCAUGUGACUCGCGACUCAGUAAAUCUAUAUCCCAAAAAAAUAGUGUUUCUUGUUUCUUAUAUAACUCAACGGCAAUGCGAUCGUCAGUGGCCAGCUAACACCAACCGGAAAAACUGGUUGUUUCGUGGACACGAUGACCUGUUCUCUGGAUCAAGCUGCUGCAAAUUCUGCUGCUGAAAAUGUACAAAAAGCGCCACUUUUUCUAUAAAUGCGUGGUGGUAGUAGUAGUAGUAAUAGUAGUAGUAGUACUGGGUUCGUAUCACUUAACCACCAUGGUACGCAGCAGCAAUGGGCCAGAAACCCAGAAUUAGAUAAAAAAAGAGAUACAAAACGCCUGACCAUUAAUCUGCAGAGUGAACGCUAAAAAAUGAUCAAAAGCUAUAACAAGCCACGACGACAAAUGAACAAAUAAAAACAACAACAGCAACCGUAAUAGCUUCAAAUUGAAAAAAAAAAGUUGUUUACGGCGUCCUUUUACUGUUUAAUAUACCUUUUAGCACACCUUAAACGCCCAAUUGCCAUUUCUGUCCUGCUCAAGCUGGCGUAGCUGACGAGGCAAACUUUUAUGACCACGUCCAACAGCACAUGGAGACAGCGCGACAAGACAUAGGUGAUGGCUGGUGUUUUUCCAAAGGUAACAAUUAGGCGAUUGUCUAAUACUCCUACAGAUAAUAAAUUCUACUAUAGCUUUUUCUCACUAUCAUCUGUAUCGUUUUGUAUGUCUAAAUGUUUGUUUUUCUAUUCGUCUGUCUACCUGAGCGCCUCUGCAUGCACGCGCUUCGUAUACUGGGAGUUAUGUUUAUGUGGCUUCUGCAUGCGAAAGCAAAAGGGACUGUCAGAGAGCGUGUGUAUAUUUUCUUUUGUUUUUUGUGCUGCGUAUUGUGCUAGCACCUGCUGCCAUCGAUUUGUUUUUGGUUUGUGAGAGGAAGCGGACCACUCUCGUUGCAACGAUAGGGUACUAUCGACGUAGUGUCGUUGACACGGCGCAGAAUUGUCGCUGAUACAUAUUUUACCGCACAUACUCCAAUCCCGAAGAGAGUCGGACUGAUUAGGAGCGAACGUACAGCAGUUGAGUUGGUAUAACAGGCCAUCAUGGUAUUAUGACCAGCUCCACCCCGGACUACUAGCAUAAACUGUUAUCUGUAGAGACAAAAACAACCUAAAACCGCUUGCGCGUUUACGUACCGCAUCUUUGUUGGCCCGUACGGCGUCAGACAGUCAGGCGACAAUUGGACUAAGUAGUCAGCCGCCAUUCGCUCAACGGUCCCCUGGAAUGAGUGUGCGAGUGACCUAAUGGCACCUAAAAAAACGCAUUUGCCAAGAGGUAAACCGGUGGUGCGGCGAGCCGAGACAGGGGCGACGAUACUCUUAGCAACAACUGCUUAUUUCACGGGGCCAGUUCACGAGCUCCGACCGAGCAGCGGGCGGUCUGGGGGCAAUUGAUGACAGCUAGGAUGUGCAUGGCCCGCUUAGCCAGUCAAAAGCGUCGAUUGUAAACAAGCAGGCAUUAUGUCAUGACGGGCACGAAUAGGUUUUCGUCCACGCCAAAAUGCGACUACCUGUUUGUCGACCUCUUUCACCACCAGUACAAUGGCAACUAUCAUCAUCACCCCUGCCAUUACUAAUAAACUAGUAGAACUAUUCAUAGCUGAAGACAGCUUUCAUUAGUAGAAAGGGGUUAGUACUCCGGGUGUCGGUGAGAUUGCCAACGGAUUAACUUCGCGGUGCGACGCUGCAGCUCGACAAUUUUAUCGAGUAAUAAUAAAAAUAAGGGUAUAGCUAAAUAUGACAAAGAAGGUGUAAGAAGAUUUGAGAGGGAAAACACUUAAAAACUAUUAUAUAUAUAUAUAUAUAUAUAUAUUUGUGUACAGUAUUGGCUUGGAAUCAAUGAUUCAUAAUGUGGACUAUUGAUAUAAUCGAUUUGAAUAAUCGUCACAUAAUAAGAGGUUUAUUAGGUACUAAUGAAAGCGCAUUGAUGACGCGCAAAGAUCGUUAAAAACAAGAAAGUAUGAAUAUAAAACAAUUCGUUGAAUAGAUAAGAGUAAUUCUGCAUAGUUAACGGCAGUAUGCAAAAAGGCGCUGAGUUAGACACCAAGAAGGCUAAGAAAAUUUAUACAAACGCUAUUCAAAAACCCAAAAAAGAUGUGUAUUAAAGAGACAAACGGUCACAUCGUAACGAAAAGGUUUUGAUUACUAAUACAGAUAAGUAUAGUUCUAGCUGAAUCUGAUAUUGAUAAUUAGUAGGAAGAAGAUGAAAUUGAGAUGACUUGUAGAAGAGAAGAAGCUAUGAGAAAAAAGCUACAGUGAUGCGAUUAUUAUCAAUCAAGAGUUAUCAAUCAAGCACAGAAUGAUUAUGGAUAUUAAUGAUCAUUAUAAAGACGAUCAUUCAAAACGUGGUAUGUAUGGUAAGAAUGAAAAUGCGACCUUCGACUACAAGCGAGUAUAGCUUACGAUGCAUAUUGUGCUUGUUUAAAGCAUUAUGCAUAAAGAUUCCAAUAAGGGUAGACCAAAAGAUAAAAGUGAAUGUAAGUGAAUGACCAAUGAAUCUAAGUUAGUCUAUUUUGCUGUUGACACUGUGGCGUUCGACCGUGUAAGAAAGACAAACAUAUGCUAAAUGGAAAAGUAACGAAAUGCAAUCGACAAAAACCAGCGUGAUGCGUACCCAUAAACAGGUGAUUAAUGCUUUCAAUUAAUGAUUUCUAAAGAGGAGGAACAAAUGUUGACGACAGGGGAACUGGCGGGAAAUUUUGAAAUCAGGAAAGCUAUUCAAUAUAGAAAUUUCUAAAUGACCUAAGGAUGAGACGAAUCUUAGGGCAGAGAACAACUACUAUAAAACAGUGUAAUGUAACGAUGUCGAAAAUUAAUAAAAACAUUCA
Varroa destructor (honeybee mite) is the source of this 7382-nucleotide messenger RNA. Its product is annotated as protein ILRUN. NCBI's taxonomy places the organism in Eukaryota, Metazoa, Arthropoda, Arachnida, Mesostigmata, Varroidae. The record is from RefSeq and is a predicted model, not a curated record.